AUGCCAUGGUUGGAAGCGACUUCGUGUGAGACGCGUUUGGGGCGCAUGCUUCCUGGUGAGCUUCCUGGUGGACGCGCGCGGCGGCGCCAUGCGCGGCUGCCGGCACUCGGGCGUGCGCGUGAUCGUGCCGCCGCGCAAGGCGGCCAUGCCGACGCGUGUCACGUGCCGCUACCUGAAGCGCGACAAGCUGGCACACCCGCCGCCGCUCAUGGAGGGCGAGGCGCUGGCCAGCCGCAUCCUGGAGCUGGGACCCGCGUUUGUGUGUGCUCGCAGGCCGGUGAUCAUCGAGGGAACGCGGGGCCCCGGUGGACGGGGGGCGGCAGGCGGAGGCGUCAGUAUUAA
Gryllus bimaculatus (two-spotted cricket) is the source of this 342-nucleotide messenger RNA. The record is from the annotation of a GenBank genome assembly. Lineage: Eukaryota; Metazoa; Arthropoda; Insecta; Orthoptera; Gryllidae.